AUGCAACUUAGACGCCGAGGCAGCAGGGCUUCCCCUGCCGAUGAGUUCCGGGCCGGUACAGUCCCAACAUUUCCGAACGGUGGCUACGGAUGGGUCUGCACAGCCGCCUCUGCCAUGAUCAAUGCCCACACGUGGGGCCUCAACUCGAGCUAUGGGGUGUUCCUCGCCCAUUACCUGUCGGUCGAGUACUUCGCCGGCGCCACACCUCUAGAAUAUGCCUUCAUUGGGUCUCUCAGUAUCAGCUGUGCUCUGAUGGUUUCACCUAUCGCAACAGCUCUAACGAGAGAGAUCGGGGCGAGACCAACCAUGCUGUGUGGCGUGGUAAUACACACGGCAGGCUUGAUACUGGCCAGCCUUGCUACAAAGGCCCUCCACCUAUUCUUUACCCAAGGCAUUCUAUUCGGCCUUGGAAUGGGACUGCUAUUUAGUCCGGCUGCCGCAAUUGUUCCCCAAUGGUUCAGCACGCACCGCUCCCUUGCCACAAGCAUAUCCGCCAGCGGCUCUGGACUUGGUGGCUUGAUCUAUUCGAUUGCUUCGGGUGCCAUGAUCCAAAAAUUCGGGGUCCCGUGGACACUUCGUGUCUUGGGCAUCGUGGCCUUUGUUGUCAACACUCUCUGCGCCUGUCUUGUGAAAGACCGCAGUAGCGCGAUUGGAUCGACUCAGUUGGCCUUCGAUACUCGACUACUCCGCCGACCUGAGUUUCUCUUAUUGCUUGGCUUCAGCUGGUUCAGCAUGCUUGCGUACGUGAUCCUGAUUUUCAGCCUGUCCAACUACGCAACCUGGAUCGGGCUCGACCCCUCGAAGGCUGCUCUUAUCAGUGCCCUCUUUAACCUUGGACAGGGGCUCGGGCGCCCCGUCAUUGGCUAUUUCAGUGAUCAGACCGGGCGCCUCAACAUGUCAAUUCUGAUGACCCUCUUUGCGUCUUUACUCUCGCUUGCCGUCUGGAUUCCUGCCAAAACGUACCCUGUUCUUGUUCUAUUCUCUAUUGCUUGCGGACCUGUUGCCGGGACCUUUUGGGCAACCAUUGGCGCUGUUACAGCAGAAGUCGCGGGGAUUCAACAGGUCCCGACAGCGCUGAAUUUGGUCUGGCUGUCUAUUGCCCUACCUUCCUUGUUCAGUGAACCAAUAGCCUUACCGAUUGUAUCUGGGACAGAGUCUUAUCUGGGUACACAAUUAUUCACCGGUUUUAUGUUCCUAGCCGCAGUGGCUUGUUUUCUCGUCGUCCGUGGUUGGAAAGUCAACACGCCUACUGACACUCGUCGAGAAUUUGAGGAACCAGUCCAGGAAGAGUGUCUUGAUGAUCAGUCAAUCCGCGUUGGCGUGGCCGUCAAUCAGGAGAAAUUUGACGGAAGGGCAGCAAUGAUGAGCUGCUUCAGGUGGGAGAAGGUGUAG
Messenger RNA from Fusarium vanettenii 77-13-4, 1392 nucleotides. RefSeq lists its product as uncharacterized. NCBI's taxonomy places the organism in Eukaryota, Fungi, Ascomycota, Sordariomycetes, Hypocreales, Nectriaceae. The record is from RefSeq and is a predicted model, not a curated record. The transcript has a single exon. Gene Ontology annotation, biological process: transmembrane transport. Gene Ontology annotation, molecular function: transmembrane transporter activity. The coding region runs from base 1 to 1392 and encodes 463 amino acids.